GCAGCACGGAUUGAUCAAGUUGACUGUUGUUGGCAAUUUUAAUAGUUACAAUGGAAGAACAACGGUCUAUGACGCAGAAACUCCUCGACCUGAUGCAGGAGACAGGGUACCCCUUGGUCCAGCACAACGGUCAAAGGAAGUUCGGGCCGCCCCCAAACUGGGUGGGCCCCGCGCCCCCGAAAGGCUGCGAAGUCUUCAUCGGCAAGCUGCCCAGAGAAAUCUUCGAAGAUGAACUGGUUCCCGUAUUCGCAAAGAUCGGUAAGAUUUACGAAAUGCGUCUCAUGAUGGAUUUUUCGGGAUCCAACCGUGGCUACGCGUUCGUUACCUAUACCAAUAAAGCUGACGCCUCCACGGCCGUGAAAGAGCUGAACGGCUACGAGAUCAGGCCGAAGCGACACAUUGGCGUCGUGAAGUCUGUGGAUAACUGCCGUCUCUUCGUCGGUAAUAUUCCGAAGACGAAGACCAAGGAAGAAGUUCUGGAGGAGCUUUCGAAGCGCGUGGGUGGCAUUGUGGACCUGAUUCUGUACAAGAACUGCUAUGACAAGAGGCUGAACCGCGGUUUCGCUUUCGUGGAGUUUACCUCGCACCGAGCGGCGGCCAUGGCGCGGCGAGCCCUGGUGCCUGGCUGCGUGAAGAUUUGGGACCAAGAACUGAUGGUGGACUGGGCCGAACCUGAACCAGAUGUUGACGAUGAGCAGAUGCAAAAAGUGAAGGUGCUCUAUGUAAGGAACUUUCAAAUAAGGACUACACCAGACACCAUCCAAUCGGUAUUUGAGUCUGCAAUCAAAAAUCAAGUUGAACGAGUUAAGAAAAUUUAUGACUAUGCUUUCAUUCACUUCUUCAAACGUGAGCAUGCUGAGUUGGCAAUGAAGAUGCUUCAGAAUGCAGAGAUUGAUGGUAGCAAUAUUGAAAUAAGAUGGGCAAAACCAGUUGUUCGUGAGAUAUACCGCAUUCAGAAAUUGAACAGAGGCAAUGCAAAAUUUAACAACUGUUUCAACUUGUCCCAAACACUCUUGAUGUACAGGCAACAGAUGGAAAAUAAUACUCAUAUUUCUUCUCCCAAAGAAGAUGAAGGUAUAGGGUCAGCCACUGCAGGAGAGUCCCCUUGUGGUUCACCAUCAGACUCGCCUAACUACUCAUAUGCUCCCAAGGACCAAUACCCAUUGGCUCCAGCUAAGCUUGAAUCAAUGUGUAAAAGGUACAUGUGGGUACCACCUGUAUACAACUUCCAGAAGUACUCGGACCCUAUCCACUCUGAGCUAUGGGUAGGAAAAGUUGAACUACCACAUGUUGGUCUGCCCCUGAUCUCUCCGCCACGUCGCUUUGGACCUUUGGCUACACGACCCUGUCUGUCAAUGCAACAGGCGCAAAUUGAAGCUGCUGAAACUGCAUUGCAAGUAAUAAAGAUGCUGAAAGCCAGCCACAUUCAGCAGUCGAUGCCGCCGCAGCCGCCACUCGCGCCUGUCUACCCUCCCAUCAUGUCACCAAUGCAGACCUGCGUCAACCUGCCAUAUGAUUACAUGAACCCACCGUCAACCCUCUUUCAACCGGGGCCUGUACCGCUCCCUAUGCCAAUAUGGCGAAAUGCUUGAAUUUAAAUUUCGAAGCAAGCUUAGGUAAUAGUUUUUAUAUAAAUUUUAAACCUUAUUCCUGAGAAAAUAAGGCUGAAAUUUUGUUGUAACUGUUUGUUAUUGUUAUUGCUGCUCAUGAAAUCCUGACGGCAAUCUGAUGGUUGUGCAGUUGGGAUUUCAUUGAAUCUUCGUUUUGUUAGCGAAAAAGUAUUUUUAGGCUAAGCGACUUUUUUUGUAACAUUUAGUGACUCCUUUUAGACAAUUUAGUUAUGUUUUGACCUAUUUAUGUCGGACGCGCAAUCGCAGUUUUUGUUUGACAGAAGUUUCAUUGUUUAAUUCUUAUUAUAGUUAAUAUUUUCAAUUAAUAUCUGAAUUAUUUUUAAUGUAGGUAACUCAAUUGAUUCAAUUGUUGAAAAUUUAAUUUUGAACAUGUUAUCAUAUUGGUUAUCUACUGGAUUCUUUGAUUUGUCAAUAUAACUUCGAUAGUUGUAAUUUUUUAAUAGGUGUUAUUUACGUUAUGUAAAGCUACCUAAUUCAGUGCUUCCUUGUGCCUAUAUCCUAAUAUAUUCAGAGUGAAUGCACUGCUUUACUUUGUUAAUGUUUACUAUCGACUUCUAUGUAUUUUGUAGAAUAAAAAGAUAAAAAAAAAA
Molecule: messenger RNA, 2221 nt
Organism: Helicoverpa zea (corn earworm)
Lineage: Eukaryota; Metazoa; Arthropoda; Insecta; Lepidoptera; Noctuidae
Product: probable RNA-binding protein 46
Exons: 4
Coding region: 51-1592 (513 amino acids)
Cellular component (GO): nucleus
Molecular function (GO): mRNA binding
Source: RefSeq, a predicted model, not a curated record